AUGGCUUCGCCCAACAAUGAUCCGAAGCUGCUCUACGCAGUCGAGGGCAUCAAGGCCUAUCGCAUCCUCAACGGCGUCGAGGAGUCCCUGACGCCCAUGAGCCCCCAGACCCUCUCCCUCCUCAUGGUUCCCACCGCCUCUGGCUUCGCCGGCCCCUCCGACCCCUCCCGCGGCGACGACGACUUUUACCUACACCUUCACCUGCCGCCCGAGCUCGACCUGCCCAUGCCCGCCACCACCCAAAUCUACCACCAGCCGCCCACCAGCUACCUGAUCCCGCGAUGGGACCUCGGCCCCGGCAGCGGCGCCUUCACCCGCAUCGAGUUCCCCCCCGUCGGGAGCCGCCCCGGCGUCCAGGAGGACGUCGACACCUUUGAGACCAUCCUGGCCCAGUGCACCGCCUUUCUCGAGCGCGCCCCGCCACCCAUGUCCGACCGAUCCAAGGCCGCCGAGGCCGCCGCCGCACCGCCCCCGCCCUACAACCCGGCCGAGUAUGAUCCCGGCGAGGGAUACGUGCCGGGCAGCCACAGCGCCAACUCGGGCAAGGGAGGUAGGAUCGUCCUCGUCGACGAGGAGGACGGCAGCGUCGUCGGCGAGCUCGGCGAGGGCUUCGACGUGGUCGAGGGCGGAGGCGUCAAGCCGGGAUCCAAAGACCCAGUCGAAAUCUCCCUGCCUGCCGAGGGCUCACAUAACAUCUCGGUCCAGCCUCUGUCCUUCGAGGACGAGAUGCAUCCGGCCUUCAAAAAGUCGACUAUAGUCUCGACGGCGUCCAAGGCGUCGCGGCUGCUCAUCACAACGUCCGACUACGUCACCAAGACGAUGCAGUCGCAGGCCGAUGGCUUCACACACAAGACCAAGCCAGCGGCCAAGCCCGUGACCUUUACGCCCACGACGCACGCGCACAUCCGACGCAUCAACCAGUUCUCCACCAAGGCGGCCGGGCUGUCGGCGGCCACGGUCGGGUCGAUUGGCAAGGUUGCGCAAAACUUUGGCGCGCACGUCACCAAGCGCAAGGACGGCAGCGCCAGGGGCUACGACAAGGAAGGCAAGGCGAUUGCAAACUACAAGCCCGGGGUGCUGAACAAGAGCCUCAUGGCCUUCAACACGGUGGUGGACGGCGUGGAGCAGGCGGGCCGGAACCUGCUGACGGGCACCUCAUCGAGCGUGACCACGGUGGUCGGGCACCGGUGGGGAGAAGAGGCGGGCGAGGUGUCGAGGAACCUGGGCGGCGGCUUCAAGAACGUGGGGCUCGUCUACAUUGACGUGGCGGGUGUGUCUCGGCGCGCGGUGCUCAAGAGCGUGGCCAAGGGCAUGGUUGUCGGCAAGGUCAAGGGCGGGGGGCAAGUCAUUGUCGGCGGAGGAGACGCCGACAACCCUGCCAUAGUCGCGGCCGCCACCGGCAACGGCCAGGGCCAGGCGGGCUCGGGCCCGGGCCUCUACGAGACGUCGAGCGUCGCCAGCGGGUACAAUGGCACGGGCAAGAAGGCGGCUUCGUAG
Messenger RNA from Hirsutella rhossiliensis, 1497 nucleotides. RefSeq names its product senescence-associated protein. Gene Ontology annotation, biological process: cell division. NCBI's taxonomy places the organism in Eukaryota, Fungi, Ascomycota, Sordariomycetes, Hypocreales, Ophiocordycipitaceae. Gene Ontology annotation, cellular component: plasma membrane. Bases 1 to 1497 code for a protein of 498 amino acids. The record is from RefSeq and is a predicted model, not a curated record. The transcript has 3 exons.